UUUUCAUCCCGGUCAGACCACCUUUCUUCAACAUUAGACUUCUCACCUUUUACUGCACCCAACCUUCUUACCAACAAUUGAGCUCUUGGCAUUGACUAGGAGUCUACACUCAUCUCGCUCGGAAUUCCUCCUUUGAGAUCGCGAACGAAGUUCUCCUGCAUCAGCUUCUCGAGAUCAGAAUGACUUGUGUGCCGUCUGAAGCGAGUGCGAUGAUGGUGGAUCCUGCAGCCUGCGUUCCCAAAGCAAUCCUGGGAUGGCCAGUGGUCACAGAUGCGAUCCUGAAGCGGUGUGGUGUACGGAUAUAUCGAAUGAUUCGUGUUUUUUCUCACAGAUGCAAAUGCCGUCGCGACUUCUUUUUUUCUUUUGAGGAAUCGAUAUCCGAGCAGAAGUGUAUCAGCUUGGAAUACCGUAGUACUAUUAGAUAUCGAGUUCCUGGCCCCCUAAAGUGGCGUUGCAUUGGCGUUUCGAUAGGAAUAUUGUUUCAUUCGAUGAAAGAGCGAGGAUUAAGCUCCUCUUACAACCCUGUGGCGUUUGUGGAUUGGUGCCCGAAACGACGCUGUUGCGCCAUCCAGGCACGAGAUCUCCGAGAAGCUUCAAGGAGGCGCUCUUUGUACUUCUGGCGCGGCUCCCCACGAGAUCAAAGCUUUCCCCAGAUACAAGUGGCAUGCUACUGUGGUGAGAUGUGGAUUACAUCAUGGCGGUCAAGAUCUGAUUAGUGGUACGUCGCCGAACACGGCCCUGUCGUUCUGCAAAGUUAUAUAUACCGACCUAUCAUGCUGCGUUACCGACAGAAGCUCAUCGUGCGUGGUCGGCUCAGGGAUGUGCCGACAGACAUCACCCGCGAUUACAAUUUCUAGACUCGCAAUCAGUCAACAAUCAGUCAGUUCUGUUUCGUUAAAGAACCCUGAUGCGGAUCACAGCGCUGGUCCCUUGAUGCAAACUUUCCGUUCGCGGCUAAAUUGUAGCUGCACAUCCGGCACGGGAUGACUGUUUACCCGCACCACUCGAUUUUCUCUCGUCAUCUCUGUAAGGCAGAGCCAUAGCCUUUGCGAUCUUAGUUCCGACC
This is a messenger RNA of Mollisia scopiformis, 1066 nucleotides long. RefSeq lists its product as uncharacterized. The transcript has a single exon. The record is from RefSeq and is a predicted model, not a curated record. Lineage: Eukaryota; Fungi; Ascomycota; Leotiomycetes; Helotiales; Mollisiaceae. The coding region runs from base 180 to 716 and encodes 178 amino acids.